Molecule: messenger RNA, 915 nt
Organism: Thermochaetoides thermophila DSM 1495
Lineage: Eukaryota; Fungi; Ascomycota; Sordariomycetes; Sordariales; Chaetomiaceae
Product: WD40 repeat-containing protein
Exons: 4
Coding region: 1-915 (304 amino acids)
Molecular function (GO): protein binding
Source: RefSeq, a predicted model, not a curated record
AUGUAUAAUCUGCUCUGUGCAGACGGGUUCAAAUACCCUAAGCAAGAAACUUACGUCUUAGACCUGCUUCCCACCGCAGCAGGCCUUGCAGUAACGGCAUCAGAUCAGACUGUCAGUAUCUUUGACCCCCUCGGAUUGAGCCAGGGCCCUAUCAAACAGGUUACCACCGAUCAUGGGAAUCUCAGGGCAGCCAAGGUGUAUAGCCCAAUUGAGUCGAUAAUUUGCACAGCAGGAGAAAAUGGGACUGUGGCCGUUUGGGACUUGCGCCAGGCUCCAGGGAACGCCAAAGCUCUGCAGUUAGGAGGAAACCUACCAAGCCUGUUGUCUUUGGCUUGCUCCAGCGCAACAAACACCGUCUAUGCCGGCACAGAGCUGUUAACACCGCACCCUACGUUCCCUACGCACCUUCUUUCUGGCUCGACUGACGGUCUCGUCAACAUUAUCGAUACAUCUAUCAUAGAUGAGGACGAAGCAGUUCAGGCUACCUUCAACCAUGGUUCAGUGCAUAAGGCCGGUUUCCUUAACGUGGCCGAGGUCUACGCAGCAUCCCACGACGAAAAACUAGCUCUGUAUGACUGGAGCGACACGAAUCAAGAGAAAGGCGCUGCUACGAUGGAUUUCGGGGAUAUUCGGCAACUUCUUGGGGGAGGGGUUCGGUACCUAGCGGACGUGGUGCCUAAGGUGGAUGGGAUCGGUGCCGUGGUGGGCGUUGGCGGCCAAGACAACGAGAUGUUCCAGUUGAUUCACUUGGCUAAAGGCCCGACAGGGUGGACGCUGGACCGGGAGACUGUGGUUGGGCUGCCUAGGGCACAUGGCUCUGAACUUGUAAGAGGCUUUUGCUUCUUCGACGAGCAGCAGGUUGUAUAUACAGGUGGCGAGGACGGGUGCGUGAAAGCUUGGAGGCCUAGCAGCUAG